Messenger RNA from Schistocerca nitens (vagrant locust), 4056 nucleotides. Its product is annotated as spidroin-1-like. The coding region runs from base 1 to 4056 and encodes 1351 amino acids. The record is from RefSeq and is a predicted model, not a curated record. The transcript has 2 exons. NCBI's taxonomy places the organism in Eukaryota, Metazoa, Arthropoda, Insecta, Orthoptera, Acrididae.
AUGGCCUCCCGGUUGCUGCAGCUGCUGCUGGCGAUCGCGCUCGCCUCCGCUAGCGCAGGACUGAAACAAGAAAAGCGGAACGUCCUCGACAAGGAAAUUGGAAUAGCUACAACAGGCUCAGAGUCAACAGCGUCCGCCGAAGGCGUGUCAAGUCUGGAAGCAGGAGCAGAGCACUUAGGAAGAAGCAUAUUAUAUGGACGCAUUAAACCGGGUGGAGCUGCAGCAUCUGAAUCGGCAGCACAGUCUUCAGCAGCGUCAUUAGGCGGUGGUUCCGGUACAAUUAGCGGAUCUUCAUCAGAGUCAAGUUCAAGUGCUAUUGGAGGAGGAUUUAAUGGUGUCGGUAUAGCUGGAUCCUCUUCAGAAUCUUCAUCUGGCUCUUUUGGCACUGGCCUAGGAUACAAUGGUGCAUUUAGUGGGUCGCAGUCCCAGUCUGGUGCAAUAGCAGGUGGACUAGCUGGAUUUGGUGCAUCUGGAUCUAAGUCACAAUCAUCAAGUGGAUCUUUUGGUGGCGACUUAGGAGGAAUUGGCGCCGCUAUCAGUGGAUCACAGUCUGAAUCAAGUGCUACUGGUGGAAGCUUUCUAGGAAGACAUGGAAUCAGUGGUGCAGGGUCACAGUCUGGAGCAAGUUCGAUUGGAGGUGGAAUAGGUGGAAUUGGUGCAGCUGGAUCACAGUCACAAUCCGAAGCAUCAAGUGGAUCCAUUGCAGGUGGAUUUGGAGGCUAUGGUGCAGCUAUCAGUGGAUCACACACUGAGUCAAGUGCAAUUGGUGCAGGCUAUCUCGGAGGGCAUGGAAUCAGUGGUUCAUCAUCUCAAUCAGGUGCUAGUUCCAUUGGAGGUGGAGCUGGUGGAUUUGGUGCAUCUGGAUCUAAGUCACAAUCAUCAAGUGGAUCUUUUGGGGGCGGCUUUGGAGGAAUUGGUGCCGCUAUCAGUGGAUCACAGUCUGAAUCAAGUGCUACUGGUGGAAGCUUUCUAGGAAGACAUGGAAUCAGUGGUGCAGGGUCACAGUCUGGAGCAAGUUCGAUUGGAGGUGGAAUAGGUGGAAUUGGUGCAGCUGGAUCACAGUCACAAUCCGAAGCAUCAAGUGGAUCCAUUGCAGGUGGAUUUGGAGGCCUUGGUGCAGCUAUCAGUGGAUCACACACUGAGUCAAGUGCAAUUGGUGCAGGCUAUCUCGAAGGGCAUGGAAUCAGUGGUUCAUCAUCUCAAUCAGGUGCUAGUUCCUUUGGAGGUGGAGCUGGUGGAUUUGGUGCAUCUGGAUCUCAAUCACAGUCAGCUGCUGGAUCUCUUGGUGGAGGGUACAGAGGUCAUGGUGGAGUAGGUGGAAUUGGUAAAGCUGGGUCACAGUCAUCUGGCGGAGCUAUUGGAGGUGGGUAUGGAGGUCAUGGUGGAGUUGGUGGAAUUUCUGCAUCUGGAUCACAAUCACAAGCAGCAGGUGGAUCACUUGGAGGUGGCUAUGAAGGUCACGGUGCAGCUAUCAGUGGCUCACAUACUGAAUCAACUGCUAUUGGAGGUGGCUAUCUUGGAGGGCAUGGAGUUAGUGGAGCAGGAUCACAGUCUGGUGCAACCUCUGUUGGAGGCGGAAUAGGUGGAAUUGGUGCAGCUGGAUCACAGUCACAGUCAUCUGGUGGAGCUAUUGGAGGUGGAUACGGAGGUCAUGGUGGAAUAGGUGGAAUUUCUGCAUCUGGAUCACAAUCACAAGCAGCAGGUGGAUCACUUGGAGGUGGCUAUGAAGGUCACGGUGCAGCUAUCAGUGGCUCACAUACUGAAUCAACUGCUAUUGGAGGUGGCUAUCUUGGAGGGCAUGGAGUUAGUGGAGCAGGAUCACAGUCUGGUGCAACCUCUGUUGGAGGCGGAAUAGGUGGAAUUGGUGCAGCUGGAUCACAGUCACAGUCAUCUGGUGGAGCUAUUGGAGGUGGGUAUGGAGGUCAUGGUGGAGUAGGUGGAAUUGGUGCAGCUGGAUCACAGUCACAGUCAUCUGGUGGAGCUAUUGGAGGUGGAUAUGGAGUUCAUGGUGAAGUAGGUGGAAUUGGUGCAGCUGGAUCACAGUCAUCUGGUGGAGCUAUAGGAGGUGGGUACGGAGGUCAUGGUGGAGUAGGUGGAAUUGGUGCAGCUGGAUCACAGUCAUCUGGUGGAGCUAUAGGAGGUGGGUACGGAGGUCAUGGUGGAGUAAGUGGAAUUGGUGCAGCUGGAUCACAGUCCCAGUCGUCUGGUGGAGCUAUUGGAGGUGGAUAUGGAGGUCAUGGUGGAAUAGGUGGAUUUGGUGCAGCUGGAUCUCAGUCACAGUCAUCUGGUGGAGCUAUUGAGGGUGGAUAUGGAGGUCAUGGUGGAGUAGGUGGAAUUGGUGCAGCUGGAUCACAGUCACAGUCAUCUGGUGGAGCUACUGGAGGUGGGUACGGAGGUCAUGGUGGAGUAGGUGGAAUUGGCGCAGCUGGAUCACAAUCACAGUCAUCUGGGGCAGCUAUUGGAGGUGGGUAUGGAGGUCAUGGUGGAGUAGGCGGAAUUGGAGCAGCUGGAUCACAGUCACAUUCAUCUGGUGGAGCUGUUGGAGGUGGAUACGGAGGUCAUGAUGGAGUAGGUGGAAUUGGUGGAGCUGGAUCACAGUCAUCUGGUGAAGCUAUUGGAGGUGGGUACGGAGGUCAUGGUGGCUUAGGUGGAAUUGGUGUAGCUGGAUCACAGUCACAGUCAAGUGCUGGAUCUAUUGGAGGUGGAUUUGGUGUAGGUGGUGCAAUGAGUGGUUCACAGUCUCAGUCUGGUGCUAUUGGAGGUGGGUACGGUGUUGAUGGAGGAAUCACUGGAUCACAGUCACAAUCCAGCUCAGGAGCAUUUGGUGGUGGUUAUGAUGGAUUUGGUGGUUCAUUUACUGGGUCUGGAUCCCAGUCUUCAGCUGGCUCACUAGGUGGCGGAUUCGGUGGUGGUUCAUUUACUGGAUCUCAGUCUCAGUCAUCAGCUGGUUCACUAGGAGGGGGACUGGGUGGUGGCUCUUUUACUGGGUCUGGAUCUCAGUCAUCAGCUGGUUCACUAGGUGGUGCAUUUGGUGAUGGUUCAUUUACUGGAUCUGAAACUCAGUCCUCAGCUGGCUCACUAGGAGGUGCACUUGGUGGUGGUUCAUUUACUGGGUCUGGAUCACAAUCGUCAGCUGGUUCACUAGGAGGUGGACUGGGUGGUGGCUCAUUUACAGGGUCUGGAUCUCAGUCAUCAGCUGGCUCAUUAGGUGGUGGAUUUGGUGGUGGUUCAUUUACUGGAUCUGAAUCUCAAUCCUCAGCUGGCUCACUAGGUGGUGGAUUUGGUGGUGGUUCAUUUACUGGGUCUGGAUCACAAUCAUCAGCUGGUUCACUAGGAGGUGGACUUGGUGGUGGCUCAUUUACUGGGUCUGGAUCACAAUCGUCAGCUGGUUCACUAGGAGGUGGACUGGGUGGUGGCUCAUUUACAGGGUCUGGGUCUCAGUCAUCAGCUGGCUCAUUUGGUGGUGGAUUUGGCGGUGGUUCAUUUACUGGGUCUGGAUCACAAUCAUCAGCUGGUUCACUAGGAGGUGGCCUUGGUGGUGGCUCAUUUACUGGGUCUGGAUCUCAAUCCUCAGCUGGCUCACUAGGGGGUGGACUUGGUGGUGGCUCAUUCACUGGAUCUGGAUCUCAGUCAUCAGCUGGCUCACUAGGUGGCGGAUUUGGUAGUGGGUCAUUUACUGGAUCUCAGUCUCAAUCAUCAGCUGGUUCACUAGGAGGUGGCCUUGGUGGUGGAUCAUUUACUGGGUCUGGAUCUCAGUCAUCAGCUGGCUCACUAGGUGGCGGAUUUGGUGGUGGGUCGUUUACUGGUUCUCAAUCCCAAUCAUCAGCUGGAUCACUGGGUGGUGGGCUUGGUGGUGGCUCAUUUACUGGGUCUUCUUCUCAGUCAUCAUCUGGGAGCUUUGGAGGUGGGUUAGGAGGAAACAGAGGAUUUCCUUUAGGUUUUUCAGGAUCAGAAUCCCAAUCUUCGAGUGUAGCAGGAGGAGCAGGUCAUUUUGGAGGUCUUUUGCCAGGUGGUAUAGGAGGUGGAGCUGGUGGUCUCUUUGGUUUGUUUGGAUAA